GGAAUACUUGUGCAACAAAUUCAAGUCCUCAAUAUCUACUACUGUCUCGCUUACUUGAAGACUGCACGUGCCACGAAUCUACCCCACUUCCGAGAAGCUACCCUCAAUCAGGAAGCCCCUCAAGCUCACCUCAGUCACCUCACACGAACGACAGCUCAUCUCAAACUACGGCUCUCCACGCUUCAUUCCAUAUAACAGACGAACAAAAAGUAGGAAACCAUCCAGAUCCAUGCACUAAUAACAGGCCACCCCUUUUUGGUGACGCCCGAGCUUCGUCAAAUCCCCCCAACAUGGCCCACACCUUCCACAUCUCCAAAUCAGAACGCCACCUAAAAUGGGACAACUCCCUCCCUCCCGUAGCCACAGUCCCGUCAGGCAGUACACUCACCUUCGACCUGCUUGACGGCGGCCACAACCAAUUCACAGCAUCCUCCACCGACGCCGACAUCCUCACCUUCAACCUCUCGCUUGCAGACCCCGCGCACGGCCCCAUAUACGUAGAGUCCGCCGAGCCAGGCGACGUCCUCAAGAUCGAGUUCGUGGACCUCAGACCCGCGAGGUACGGCUGGACGGCCAUCUUCCCCGGCUCCGUCGGGUUCGGGCUCCUGCACGACGAGUUCCCCGAGCACAAGUUGCAGAUCUGGGAUCUCGAGACGCAUCGACAGGAUGGAUAUACCGUCUUCAAAGAAGGGAUUCAUGUCCCCGUCAACCCGUUCCUCGGCGUCGUCGGUCUGGCGAGAGAGGAGGCUGGGGAGUGGAGUACGAUCCCGCCGUAUGAGACGGGUGGGAAUAUUGACUGCAAACACAUUACUGUUGGUUCGGUGCUGUAUCUUCCGGUUAAGGUGAAAGGAGCGCUGUUUUCGUGUGGGGAUGGCCAUGCGGCCCAGGGGGAUGGCGAGGUUUGUGGGACGGCGAUUGAGACGCCGAUGAACGUCACGGUCAGGUUGACGGUUGAGAAGGGCAUGCAGUGGGUGGAGAGUCCGCAUUAUAUUACUUCUCAUGAACAUACGGCGAAUUUGGUUAGAGGGGGAGGGAAAGGGGAGUAUGCGGCACUCGGGAUUGACGCGGAUUUGAGGGAGGCUAGCAGGAAGGCGUUGAGGGGGUUGAUUAAUUGGCUGGUUGCGGAGAAGAGGUUAACCAGGGAGGAGAGCUAUAUUUUGUGUAGUGUGGCGGCAGACUUGAAGAUUGUGGAGGCGGUGGAUAUGCCGCACUUUGGAGUUGCUUGUAGUCUGCCACUAGGUGUAUUUGUUGGACCUCCAUAUAUAUAAAGGAUUACAUGCGAGUGCAAAGCAAGAAUUUACAUGGCCGCUGGGAAAUUAUUUUCAUUUUUAUGCGUUUCUUGCCUCCUACUAGCAUGUAUGAGCUUGCUGCUGGUUUUGGCUCUAUCUCGUAAGGAGUUGUAUAUCCUCAACCGAACUUGC
Messenger RNA from Hyaloscypha bicolor E, 1421 nucleotides. RefSeq names its product Acetamidase/Formamidase. Bases 291 to 1268 code for a protein of 325 amino acids. Gene Ontology annotation, molecular function: hydrolase activity, acting on carbon-nitrogen (but not peptide) bonds, in linear amides. Lineage: Eukaryota; Fungi; Ascomycota; Leotiomycetes; Helotiales; Hyaloscyphaceae. The record is from RefSeq and is a predicted model, not a curated record. The transcript has a single exon.